UUUUUUUUUCUAUUUUAAAAUGUAAUUAAUUUUUGUGAUGGCAAAGCAACCAUUACUCUAUUCUUCAGUGUCACAUGAUCCUUCAGAAAUCAUUCUAAUGUACUGAUCUGGUGCUGAAGUAACAUUUCUUAUUAUCAGUGUUGAUACUUUUGUGCUACUUAAUGUUUUUGUGGAAACUUUUAUACUUUUUUUUUUAUUUUAUUUUAUUUUACAAUACUUUGAUGAAUAGAAAGUUAAAAAGAACUGUUUAUUGGAAAAAGUAUUUUGUAACAAGUCUUUACUGUCACUUUUGAUCAAAUUAAUAAAUCCUUGAUGAAUAAAAGUAUUAUUUCCUUUGCCAAAAAUCCUACUGAACCCAAACCUUUAACGGUACUGUAAUUCAUGAACCACUAAGUAAGUUGUCACAAUGCGAACAGGUUUGAGAACAAUACUCCUGAAUUAAAAUAUAUUGCAAUAAUCACCUGAGUUGAAAUAAAUAUGUAUAGGCUAUGGCAUAUAACUUGUUGUUAAAGAUGUGUGUUAGAAAGCAUAAGAUUUUUAGUAGCAUUACUAGAAAUACAGGCUUAAUUACGAAUUUACUUUGAAAAUAUUUUAGUUUUCAACCUGGCAUAAACUUGGUGCUAAUAAAAGGACGACCAAACGUGUGUAUUAUAAAAGUGUAAAAUAAACGAGUUUGUUUUGUGGUGUAGCCAGCAGGGGCGCCACUAUUAAUUAGCCCAUAACCUGAUUAUGUCACACCUGAAGCCACUUGUGGUAUUAUCGCUCAUUGCGUUAAAUAUACCUUCAUCCAACCAAUGAGUUAAAAUAGCGGUGAGAAAAUUCGUCUUCACGUCAAGUCAUGUACCCGCAAACAUCGCUGAUUGUCCGAUACUACACGUACUUUACAGGGCUAUUCUUGUUUUUACAAUUAACACUUGCUGAUGAGGUGCUAGAGGACGCGCCCAGAUCUCCUUUGAACUCAAUUAUGGCUGAGUUGUUACUGAAAAGCGCGGCUGCGCUCUGGCGUCACUGUUCCUGCCAGUCAUCUACCGCACUCAGAGCACCACAGUGCUUCUCCGGCCCUUAUCGUCUUUUAUGACCAACUUAUCUCUCUCGAAAUCUGACAUAACUAAAACCAAUAAAGUGAGCGGAUAAAGACUUAAAAACACAAAUAAAAAGUAAAAUGUCUCUAAUUGGUUUAAAUAGCUUAUGUUGCUCGUGCAAACGCCAAAUAAACUGGUCCUUUUCGCAGAAUAUAGGCCUUGUGCAUAGAAAGGUUUAGAAAAGGGUACGAGUUUCAGGAGGCAUUGGGUACGUUAAAACGAGCCCGGUCUCAAGAAAAUGCGUAUAAAUCGUACGCCAAAUAAAACCAAAAACUCCUGGUAUCGAUACGCAAAAAUGUUUGGCGUGCAUAUGAUACGCAUCUACCCCACAAUCCUAAUCCUACCCAUCACGUAGCAUAUACACGCCAAAAUCCAUUUUUGCGCGUAUCAGUUUAUUUCUUUUUAUUUGGGGUACUAUUUAUACGCACUUUCAUGGGAUCGGGUUGGAAUGUUUUGUUUCAUUAAAAGUCUGAAAUUAUUGAAAAGGCGAGCGUUGGCAUGAAUGUUUUUCUCAAACGCUUUAAAUCAGCAAAGAAAUUGUAUUUUAAAAUAUGCAUAUUGAUAUAGUACUGGAAGCUAUUUUGUUAUGUGACAAAAUUAUGCAGAGGAUUUUUAUUUUAAGGUCAUUACUUUUUUUGUCUUUUUUUUUUAAAUUAUUAUUAUUAUUAUUAUUUAAAAGUAAGUUUAUUCAGGUCAAAUAAUACCGUUAAUGAUUUUACAAAUAUUUUUCACAAAAACAAAAUCCGUCUCAAAGUCAUGUGUGUUUUAUAUUUCUUUAAUCACAAAACAAGGCGAAAAGCCUUAACACAGCAUAGGCUAAUGAACUGCACCUGAGCUUCUUUGAGUGACUCGUCAAAAUGGAUCAUCUGUGCAGCAAGCGAAUUGUCAAAGGUUGGGAGAUACCUGUCACUCAAAGUUGGCGACAGGUAUAAAUGCCGUGCUCGUUCGAGCACUGAGUCACUUGUCUUCUGUCUCUUCCUGGGUAUCCAUCUCAGUGUUUGUGCCUUGCAUCUCCACAAGAAGGGAGCAUUGAAGAAUCAGGGGUCGCUCACGCAGCAAUGAACCCUUGCCAGCUUUUUGCAUCGUUGGUGAUGUCUAUGUGCUGUCACAUAUUGUCGACAACAGCAUGGUCGGUGAAUAACUUCCUGAUGACAGGACCAAAGGCUUACCUUACAUACACCAGCAGUGUGCAGGCUGGGGCACAGAGUGGUAUUGAAGAGUGUAAACAUCAGUUCGCAUGGGACAGGUGGAACUGUCCGGAAAGCGCACUGCAGUUAUCUACACAUAACGGUCUGCGAAGUGCCACCAGAGAGACCGCUUUUGUGCAUGCCAUAAGUGCUGCUGGAGUUAUGUACACUUUGACAAAGAACUGUAGCAUGGGGGACUUCGAUAACUGUGGCUGUGACGACUCCAAGAUAGGAAAAAUGGGUGGUCGCGGUUGGGUUUGGGGAGGCUGCAGUGACAAUGUUGACUUUGGAGAAAGAAUCGCUAAACAAUUUGUGGACGCGCUGGAAAAUGGUCACGACUCUCGCGCUGCAGUCAACCUGCACAACAACGAAGCUGGUCGACUUGCUGUCAAAGCAACUCUCAAAAGGACCUGUAAGUGUCAUGGCGUGUCUGGAAGCUGCAGUAUUCAGACAUGUUGGAUGCAGCUGGCUGAUUUCAGAGAAAUCGGUACCUAUCUGAAAAUCAAACACGAUCAAGCACAGAAGCUGGAGAUGGACAAAAUUCGGAUGAGGGCUGGUAACAGCGCGGACAAUCGCGGCGCAAUCGCGGACACGUUCAGCACCGUUGCGCGCACAGAGCUCAUUUAUAUGGAAGAUUCUCCAGAUUACUGCGUGAAAAACCUCAGCCUGGGACUACAUGGAACAGAAGGCAGGGAAUGCCUACAAAGCGGAAAGAAUCUUUCUCAGUGGGAGAAGAGAAGCUGCAGGCGGCUCUGCCACGAAUGUGGUCUUAAAGUUGAAGAGAGGAGGAUAGAGACUGUGAGCAGCUGUAAUUGUAAAUUUCACUGGUGUUGCACAGUCAAAUGCGAAACAUGCACUCAGACUGUGACCAAGUAUUUUUGCGCAAAAAGGCACAAAAACCGUCGGCCGCACAACAAUUCACGAAGAAGACAGCAUGCGCGUAAUAGAUGAACUCAGCUUUGCAAAUAUAUUAAGUUGUAUAUUUCCUAUGUAAAUAUAUUUUAUGAGAUUUUAAAAUAUGCGGCUUUUUCUCUAACUGUAUAUUAUUCUGCACAUUGCUAUAAGAAAAAAUGUCAAUUCGAACCCCUAUAUUAGACACAAGGGUUUUCUCGUUCCCACUGUCAAUUGAAUGAUCACAUACCAAGUUCUAAAUUCACAUAGACCUAAGUUCAUUGUUUGCACUUUUUCGUGAUCGACAUUACAUCACAGAUUUAUUUACUUACAAUUAUGUUGAAAGGUUGUUUUGAAUAUUUGCACCAUAUUUCUUUUUCUCGCACAGAUCACUUGACAGUGUGUAACGUUUCCCAAGGGGCUUGAAGUGUUGUUUUUAUGGAACUUAUUUAAGGCAAUUAUUUUUUAACUAUCACAUUGUGUUUAUAUAUAUUAAAUGGACUUAAUUUGUCUUGGGAAGCAUAUUAAAUAUUUAAAACUAAAUUACAG
Molecule: messenger RNA, 3709 nt
Organism: Onychostoma macrolepis
Lineage: Eukaryota; Metazoa; Chordata; Actinopteri; Cypriniformes; Cyprinidae
Gene: wnt8a
Product: wingless-type MMTV integration site family, member 8a
Exons: 7
Coding region: 2141-3220 (359 amino acids)
Biological process (GO): canonical Wnt signaling pathway; neuron differentiation; cell fate commitment
Cellular component (GO): extracellular region
Molecular function (GO): cytokine activity; frizzled binding
Source: RefSeq, a predicted model, not a curated record